Phymastichus coffea is the source of this 2819-nucleotide messenger RNA. RefSeq names its product GATOR complex protein MIOS-B (gene mio). Lineage: Eukaryota; Metazoa; Arthropoda; Insecta; Hymenoptera; Eulophidae. The coding region runs from base 122 to 2716 and encodes 864 amino acids. The record is from RefSeq and is a predicted model, not a curated record. The transcript has 14 exons. Gene Ontology annotation, cellular component: cytoplasm. Gene Ontology annotation, biological process: positive regulation of TORC1 signaling; cellular response to amino acid starvation. Gene Ontology annotation, molecular function: protein binding.
UUCCUCAGUUUCUUUUUAAAAAUGAAGUUUUUGAUUGAGUUUUUAACUAGUUUUCUAAGCAAAUAGUAUUAUGGUUUAAAUGUUAUAUAAAUUUAUGUAAUUGGUAAUUAACUGAGUGACUAUGACCAGUGUAAAGUCAGAGGUACAGUGGUCGCCAGUUCACCCAAAUAAAUUUAUAACUUAUGGAACUGAAAUAUGUUUGUAUGAAAUUGAUCAAAUUAAAGACGUUGUUAAGCCUUCUUGUAUCAAAGUUUCGGAUACAACAAUAGCACAUCUUCUUGCUACUAAUACGAGCCUUCAUUAUAUUAAAUGCAUUGAUAUUUAUCCUGUUCUUGAGCCAGAUAUCUUGUUAGCUGUAGGACAAGCAAACGGAAAAGUAGUAUUAACUACCUUUGGUCCUACAACUUUUGACUCAUCAGGUUUAGCUAGCAGAGAACUAGUGCCCAAACAUGCUAGACAGUGUAAUGAGGUUGCAUGGAAUCCUGUAGAAUCAAACUAUUUAGUAUGUGGAUUAGAUAAAUAUCGCACUGACCAAUCACUUUUAUUAUAUGAUAUUUCGAAAGGUACUUUGAACUCAGAACGCGUGCUUCAUUAUAAUUCUAGUCAACUAGAAUCAGUUAGGCCAGUGUCUGAAGCUGGUGUUUCUGAAACAAUUCAUUCUUUAGCUUGGUUUAAUAAUGAGCCAAAAUGUUUAGUAACUGGAGUUAAUAAUAAACAGUUAAAAAUUGUUGACUUUAGAGACCCAGUAAAAAUAGUCAAUACAACACCUACAAAAGCUGUGUAUAGUUUAGCAGUUAAUCCACACAAUGAUUACCAUUUAGUAUCUCAUGUAGAUAAUCAAAUAACUAUUUGGGAUACAAGAUAUUUUGAAAAACCAGUCUUAACGUUAUCUCAAGCACGCCAAGUUAGUAAAGUUCUCUGGUGUCCAACAAGACAUAAUUUACUUGGUUCACUGCAGAAAGACUCUGCAUCAUUAUAUCUUCAUGAUAUACAACACUGUGGUCCUGGUGGAGAGGAUACUGAACCAGGUGCUCUAGAAAGAACUAUUGCUCCUCCAUGGACAAAUCCUUCCAGUUUCUCGUGGCAUCCUUCACAUGUAAAUAGAUUAUUAGCUAUUUCUCAACAAGCACUUUCAUAUACUUUGACUGAUUAUACUGUUUAUGAAAGAAUAACUUUAAAUUGGUCAACUAGAUCUCAUCUCGUAUGGAAUCAUGCCUCAAAGUCAUUCAAAUAUAUUUGUUGUAAUGAUAAUAUUUACAGAGCUCUUGAUGAUAUUUCGAUUUUGACGAAAAAUCGAGCUUCAGCCGAAUAUGGAUUACUGCCAGAACUAUCUCAAAAUGGUGAAUUAGCCGAAAAUGACAUACUAAAAAAUUUAUGGCAGUGGUUGUAUCUAAGUCGUUCUUUGGUAGAAGAUGGGACAAUACCUAGUCCUGAAAAUAAACAUCCUGGUGUGAAAACUGUUUUGAAGAUAGAUGGACAAAAUUCAAAUGGAAGUUUUACAAAAUCUGAAACUAUGCAUAGACAUUGGUCAGAUAUUAGUUCUAAUCAUACAGCAAAAACAUAUAGAUCUCCAGAUCGCGAUAAAGCUCUCCAAUUAUGCGGUUGGCGUUUUGAAAAAGAUACGAAUGCUCCGUACAAUAAUUUAUUUUUAGAAAAAUUAGAAAGAGAAGGAGCAUAUGCCAGAGCUACUGCAAUAUCUGUGUUUAAUUUGAAUUUACGACAAGCUAUAGAGAUUUUGAAUAGAGGUGCUAGUAAAAUUUUUUCUCCAACUAAUUUAAAUAUCGUUGCUAUGGCAUUAUCUGGAUUUACGGAAGAUAAAAAUAGCAUGUGGCGCGAAUUAUGUUUAAAAUCAAGAUCUCAAUUAACAGACCCGUACCUUCGAGCAACGUUUGCUUUUCUAACAGCUGACAAUGACUCUUAUGAAAAUGUGCUUAAUGAAAAUGGAAUGGCUGUGGAAGAUAGAGUAGCCUUUGCAUUAAUGUUUUUAUCUGAUAGUAAGUUGUAUGAAUAUUUGAAAAAGUUAACUCAAAAACUAUGUGACGAAGGAAACCUUGCUGGAUUUUUACUAACAGGCGCAAGUUUAGAAGGCAUCCAAUUAUUUAACAGAUAUUUAGAAAUAACUGGAGAUGUACAAAGUUGUAGUUUAAUAGCAAUAAGAGCUUUAUCUCCCAAAUUGUUACAAGAAAAUCAAGUUCAAAUUUGGAUUGAAAGUUAUAGAGGUCUGUUAGAUGCUUGGAAAAUGUGGAAUCAGAGAGCUCAUUUUGAUAUUGCCAUGAGAGCAUCAGUUAAUGAAAAGCCCCCACAGCAAAUGUAUAUUUCUUGUAACUUUUGUGGUAAGAGUAUAUCUGCAUUUAUGCAAGGAUUAAGUCGUGCUAGAGGUCCAUUUGGUAGAAUAGGAAGUACAUCAAACAAGUUAAAAAUGACAGCAUGUCCCAGUUGUCGAAAACCUUUGCCUAGGUGUGCUAUAUGUUUGAUGCAUAUGGGAACUGUGAGUGGCUUACAGGUAACAACUGGAACUUCGGGUAGAAACGAAGAAGAUAGCAAGUUAACUGAAUUUAGUAACUGGUUUACAUGGUGUCAAACUUGUAGACAUGGCGGUCAUGCUAAUCACAUUACACAUUGGUUUCAACAACACUCAGAAUGUCCUGUUACUUCUUGUACAUGUAGAUGUUUUUCUUUAGAUGCAUCAUGUAAAGUAGGUGUAGGAGUUGUUUAAAAUAAUUCUUAUGCAAUUUUUUAUUUUUUUGAACAUUUCUUUUAUUGAUACAAAUGUUUGUAAAAACGAUUUAAUAUAAAUUUAACUAUUUUACAAAUAGAAA